Molecule: messenger RNA, 2125 nt
Organism: Prorocentrum cordatum
Lineage: Eukaryota; Dinophyceae; Prorocentrales; Prorocentraceae
Source: the annotation of a GenBank genome assembly
AGCCCCUCUGGCUCAAGCCACUUUGGCUCAGAGAGAAUCUCCAGGUGGCCUCACCACCCAGGGCGCACCGGUCAGCAGCAGGAGCCUCGGCCAUGGCCUCCCGCAUUCCCACCGUGGACGGCGAUCGGGCCGCGCUCGACGAGAGCGAGUCCGAUCCCGGCGAGGCCGCUCCGAGCAGCGCCUCGCGUCCGCGGCGGGCGUGGGCCGUCGCGGCGGCGUCGGCGGCUGCGGGCUUGGCCUUCGCCCUGCUCCUGGUGGGGGCCCCCGGGCGCCCGGUGCGGUCCACGGGCUCCUCGCGCGAGGCCCUCAUCACGGAGGCCGAGCAGCCGCCCGAGAGGAAGGCGCUGGUGAUGCUCCCGGGCAUGGGGAAGGAGCCCGGGGCGUCCGAGGGCAGCGAGAAGCCGCAGACAGCCGAGGACCUCAUAGCGGAGGCCGUGGGGCUGGGCAAGGCCGCGGACGACGCCAAGGAGGCCGCGAAGAAGCGCGGCGAGCUCGCCGAGGGUCAGGUGAAGCAGGCGCAGCAGGCGAUCCAGGACGCCAAGGAGUCGAUCCAGAAGGCGAAGCAAGGCGUCAAGGACGCGGAGGCCCAGAUCAAGGAAGGCAAGGCUUUGCGCGAGCAGGCGCUGAAGGAUGCCGAGGAGGGUUCCAGGCAGCAGGAAAAGGCAGAGGGCGACCUUGUUGCGGCGAAGAAGGACCUCGACGGUGCCACCAGCGAUGAGGCGAAGGCGCGGGACCAGAAGACCGCUGCCAAGGAGGCAGAGGAGGCUUCCCUGCAGAAGGCCGCGAGCGGCCGCGCCUGCGUUGACCUCCCUGGGGUGAGGAUGCGCCCUGGGGCCAGCGAGAACGAGUUCCGCCGCCAGGUGGAGCCCGACUGGUACCCAAAGAUGGACAGCAUGGCGGCCUGCACGGAGUGGUGCAAGUCGCACCCCUCUUGCAUUCAGGCGACCUUCUCCUACGUCGGUGUGCCAGAGGGCGGCAGUCCGUGCCACCUGUUCGAGGAGCGCGGCGAGAUCUACGACUUCCGCGACGACUUCAACGCCUCGUGGUGCGGCACCUUCGAGCAGACCGACUACCUGGUUGGGGAGGUCAAGAAGGUUUUCGAGCAGAAGCCCUGGGUCGGGGACAACUUCGGUGCCGUCCCGUGUGGCUUCGGCGGCGACGAUUGCCAGCAGAGCAAGUGCUGCGGCUCGCAGACGUGCACGUGGGACUUUAGCAAGUGCGAGUACUUCAAGUGCAUCCGGAAGGACGAGAACUUCGCCGGCUGCGCUGCGGAGCCAGAGGGUGGUUGGGACGGCGAGAUCCUUGGUUACGGACCCCCCGAUGAGGACCUCCCCGCCGUCGAGGAUGGGAAGCUGGCCCACCCGACCUCCCUCUUCUGCUUUGUGGUGAUGAUGCCUGGGGCACGCGCCUCCGCCGGGGUGCAGGAGGACGAGGGGGCGCUGGUGGCGACCAUGAAGGAGACGUCGUCGAGCGUCUACUCUUGCGACGAGCAGCUGGUGAUCGAGGGCUGGGUGAGCUCAGGCUCUGAGGCGAAUAUCGACGCUUUCAUCCAGUACUGGGGCAAGGUGAAGGAGGACGGCCGCUACAUGCUGCACGACUGGGUGAUCAAGGCCGACGCAGACUGCGUCUUCAUGGCGGACCGUGUCAAGGCCCAUAUCAAUCAGUUCAAGCCGCCCGCUGGCGCUGCCGUCUACUUCAGGAACACCGCGUUCAGGUUCAACUUCAUGGGCGCCUUCGAGAUGAUGAGCCGGGAGGGCGCCCAGGUGUUCUUCGAGAACAACUGGCAAUGCGACGCGAAGAUCGGCCAUACGGGCGGAGAGGAUUAUUGGAUGAAGCUGUGCCUUGAUACCCUGGGCCUCCGGCACAUCUCUGACUACGCCCUGCUGUAUGACAAGUACGCCGCGCAGAAUGAUUGCGAUGACUCUUGGGCCGCAGCCUUCCACUUCUACAAGACCCCCGAGCAGGUUAAGAGCUGCCUGAAGGGAAUCAGCAGGUGAUGGCACCUUGCGCGAUCGCCGAUCGCUCACAGCUCAGAUUCUAUGACAUAGAGCUCUCUCGCUUACUCUCUCUCUCUCUCUGUUUUUUGUGCUUGUCUCUCUCUCUCUGUCUCUCUCUCUCUCUAUAU